Lytechinus variegatus (green sea urchin) is the source of this 2233-nucleotide messenger RNA. RefSeq names its product DNA-binding protein P3A2 (gene nrf1). Gene Ontology annotation, cellular component: nucleus. Gene Ontology annotation, biological process: regulation of transcription by RNA polymerase II. Gene Ontology annotation, molecular function: RNA polymerase II cis-regulatory region sequence-specific DNA binding; DNA-binding transcription factor activity, RNA polymerase II-specific. The transcript has 9 exons. Lineage: Eukaryota; Metazoa; Echinodermata; Echinoidea; Temnopleuroida; Toxopneustidae. The record is from RefSeq and is a predicted model, not a curated record. The coding region runs from base 295 to 1686 and encodes 463 amino acids.
AUACCGUAUACAAAUCCUAUCCGGAUCCGAAGUGUAUACCCGGUAUAUUGUAUGCUCAGUAGUUGUUGUUUUUCGAAUGGUGUGCGCAUACGAAAAUCACCAAGGAAGACAAUAACAGGGACCAGAAAUCUCGCUAUUUUUGUGGUAUGUCACAGCUUUUACUGUAAUGCCUAGGAUCAUCAAUAAUUGUGCUAUAUUUUAUAAUCCUCUGAAUGUCUUGGUGCGAAAACUCCCUAAAGGCAACUGGACUGAUAUUUUUUACUUUAAUAAGGAGGAUAACAGAUCAAGUUCAAAAUGAUGAUCAGUGAAGAUAUCAGUGAACCGUCCUCCCCGGACACACCAUUUGAUGAUUCAGAUUUGCUCAGUUCAAGUAUGACAGAUGAUGUCUCUGCACAACUCGCAGCUUCUGGUCCAAUAGGUGUAGCUGCUGCAGCAGCCAUAGCAACAGGGAAAAAACGCAAAAGACCACAUUCUUUUGAGACAAAUCCUUCCAUACGCCGUAGACAGCAAACAAGACUGAUUAGAAAGUUGAAAGCAACUAUUGAUGAGUAUGCAACAAGAGUAGGGCAGCAAGCUGUUGUUCUAACCUGUACUCCUGGAAAACAUGAUGGCAAUUUCAAGGUCUUUGGAGCUGCUCCACUUGAAAAUAUUAUGAGAAAUUUAAGGGGAAUAGUCUUACAGGACCUUGACAAUGCCUUGGCACAGAGAGCUCCCCAGCAAGCUGAUGCAAAUUCAGAUCUCUAUGAACUACCACCUCUGGUCAUUGAUGGUAUUCCAACUCCAGUAAAUAAGAUGACCCAAGCCCAAUUGAGGGCAUUUAUACCUCUCAUGCUCAAGUACUCAACAGGAAGAGGAAAGCCAGGUUGGGGAAAAGAAAGCUGCAGGCCAGUGUGGUGGCCAUCUGACCUACCAUGGGCUAAUGUUAGAAGUGAUGUUAGAUCAGAAGAUGAGAAGAGAAAGGUGUCAUGGACCCAUGCUUUACGUACAAUUGUCAUCAACUGCUACAAGCAUCAUGGGAGAGAUGACCUCUUGCCAGAAUUUGUUGAAGAUAAGUGCAAGGAAAUAGAGGCAUCUCAAAACCAGGCUGCUUCACUACCGACAGCAACCUUAUUACCAUCCCAUGCUGUGGUACACACAAUCAAUAACCCUGAUGGGACUGUUUCUCUCAUCCAGGUUGAUACUGGAGCCACUGUAGCAACAUUGGCAGAUGUUACGCAAGUUCAACAGUUAACUAACCUUCAGACUCUCCAGCAAGUGAGACUUCAACCUUUGCAAAUCCAGCAUGCAUUGGGAAAUCAACAAGCAGAGGCUACUCAAGCUGUACAGACCCUGGCUGAGGUAGCUGCUGCACAAGGAUCAGAUGGUGAGAUGACCGAAGGGCAAACAGUCACUGCAUUGGCUGAGGGUACUCAACUUGUACUAUCAAGUGAUGGAUCACUCCAAGCAGUUAAUGAUGGUUCAGCACAGGGUAUUGUUAUUCCAGCUUCAGUGUACCAGACAGUGGUAGCAGGUGAUGGACAGCCCAUACAAAUUGCUAAUGUGAACAUUGCUCCACAGAAUGCAGGAGCAACCAAUAUGCCAACUAUUAAGAAUGUUACUUCUGUCAUGCAAACACAACCUAUCACUUCUCAAUCUCAAGUUGCUACUCUUGUAGUAAAUUCAGCACCAACUGAUCAAAAUACAUAAUGCUUCACCGAUCUGCUCAAGAAUGAUUGAUUUGAAGUUUCAUUCCGGGACAGUCAAGAUAUCAGGAAAAGUAUGUUUUGGCAUUGAUUAUUUAAUAGCUUAUAUCUGCUCAGUCAUAUUAAAGGGUUUGGUAGCUUUUUUGGAAAUCUGACUAACUACCUUGUUGACUUUUUUUAAAAAAUAUAUUUUAACAAAUCACAAACAAUCACGAGCAAUCUAAACAUUUUCCUUGUUGACUAUUAAUGUCUGUGGAUUAUUUUUAGAUGAAUAAGUUAAUGAACAUGAGCAAGGUUUUGAAAUGAAUGUGUUAUCAAAGCAUCUAUGUUUGACUAAAUACUGUAAAAUAGGAAAGUAUACUAACUAAGGCAUUAUUUCAUAACACUGUAUUCUUGGAGAGGAAGAUAUCUUGAAAUUCUAGUCAUCUACAUAUUUUAACCUUUAUUGAAGCUGGAAAUGAUUCUUAUAAGGUUGGUAUUUCAUUACCAUAUUUAUCAGCACAAGAUAAUACUGACUGCAUGUACAUGUAGGGUCAUGCAACAUACAUGUA